AUGGUAAAUCAAAUAGACACGAUCAAGUUCCUAAAGCAAGGGAUCAUUUACAGGUUCGGUUUCCUUGAAACCAUAACUUGCGACAAUGGGACUGUCUAUUCUAAGGAACAUAGAAUUACUAUCAUUCACUCUACUCCUUAUUACGCCCAAGGGAACGGUCAAGCUGAGGCGAGUAACAAGGUUCUGAAGGCAAAUUUGGCUAAGGUUAUCAAUGAUAAUCCUGCUACUUGGGCCAAGUUGCUCUCUAAAGUCCUCUGGGCUUUUCGGACUACCAAACGGACAGGUACUACCCCUUUCUCUCUAGCGUUUGGUUAUGACCAAGUGUUUCCCAUGGAGGUGACCGUGAGGUCUUUGCAGGUGACACACCAACAUAACUUGACAGCACAAGAAUACAGUGAAGCCAUGAUGACCGAAUUAGAAGACCUAUGUGAAGAAUGUGUUAAAGCACUGGACUUCAUGCAAGCUCAAAAAAUGUUGGUGGCUAAGGCAUAUGACAAUCGUGUUAGGCCUAAAGAGUUCCAAAAGGGUUAG
This is a messenger RNA of Macadamia integrifolia, 531 nucleotides long. RefSeq lists its product as uncharacterized. Gene Ontology annotation, molecular function: nucleic acid binding. The coding region runs from base 1 to 531 and encodes 176 amino acids. The record is from RefSeq and is a predicted model, not a curated record. The transcript has a single exon. Lineage: Eukaryota; Viridiplantae; Streptophyta; Magnoliopsida; Proteales; Proteaceae.